Harpegnathos saltator (Jerdon's jumping ant) is the source of this 1098-nucleotide messenger RNA. RefSeq lists its product as uncharacterized. Lineage: Eukaryota; Metazoa; Arthropoda; Insecta; Hymenoptera; Formicidae. Bases 658 to 1098 code for a protein of 146 amino acids. The record is from RefSeq and is a predicted model, not a curated record. The transcript is spliced from 3 exons.
CAAAUAGAAACUAUUUUUAUGUGUAUUGGAUGGCAUUGUAUAUGGUAUAUUUAAUAAAUAUAAAUAACGCAACCAUUUUUCAAAUAACACAUAGUUAAAGUCGUUGAGUUCAACGUUUCUGGAAAUAACACUUAGCGAUAAUAUCAAUCGAACGAAAACGAACACAGAAACACAACACACCUCAAGACGAGAUUAUAUGUUAAUAGAACUUUAUAUUACAUCGACGAUAAUUUCACAACAAAUACUGAACACAAUAUUGAACUUGCGCCAGAUGAGAGUGAUAUUUCUUCACAGACCAAACGUGUCAUACGAGUACUUGCGACAGAAUGAAAUAACUGAAAGAGCGACUACGCUUGCGCGAAUUUUGACUGACGAAUUGUCUCACGAAUGUUAUUUCGUGAGAAAUUAACAUGUGUUUGAAUUCUUUCCGUAUUAUGUUGAUAGUCCGAUUGCCGGCGAUUUCACUCCGACAAAGUCAUUAAUGCAAGUGUUACAGUCGCAGGGUGGUGUAUAUCGCAUCGCUUUGUGUCACACUUAUGUUCAGUUAUGCAAUUUGCGUUAGAAUUCGCGGUAAGCGAGACGGAAAUUACAUAAUUCGCAAUUGGUCAUUCGGAAGGAGGGAUAUAUAAAAAUUUUCGUCAACUUUGUCGCGGUCAGAUGUGUCUUGAUGUUCGUAAAGAAAUGAUUAAUAUCGAGUCUCAACAUUUUAGUCUUAAUCGGAUUCUUUUGCUUGCCGUAGGUUUAUGGCCUUAUCAGCGAACGAAAUUCGUCCGAUUCCGCGUCAUCUUAUUUUCCAGCAUUUUGAUGAGUUCUAUUAUAUUUCAGCUUACGACGUUAAUCACGGGACCACUCUCCCUUAAUUCUAUUGUUAAUGUUUUUUGUACCGCAUUAUCUUUUUCUACCUUCGUUAUUAAAUUCAAUUCAUUUUGGAUUAACGUUCAAAGUGUAAAGUGUUUAAUGGAGCAACUUCAGCGUAUCUGUGAUGAAUUGAAAGAUAAGAACGAGAUUGCUAUCUUAGAAAAAUAUGGACGAGAUGCGAAACGUUAUACAAUUAAUAUUUUAUGUAAGAAGAUAUCUUUUGAUUCUAUUUAUAUGUGA